Messenger RNA from Lytechinus pictus (painted urchin), 759 nucleotides. RefSeq lists its product as uncharacterized. The transcript has a single exon. The record is from RefSeq and is a predicted model, not a curated record. The coding region runs from base 1 to 759 and encodes 252 amino acids. NCBI's taxonomy places the organism in Eukaryota, Metazoa, Echinodermata, Echinoidea, Temnopleuroida, Toxopneustidae.
AUGACACUUACCUUGGUAGUCGUCAAGACUUCUAAACAGGCUCCACCUCUCUUGGGACGCUCUUGGCUGAGGAAACUGAAGCUAGACUGGAAAUCAUUGAUAUCUGAUCCUCAGUAUUCAAUCAGUGUUGAUGCAGAUGUGGGAACGGUUCUGCAGCAGGAGUUUGCAGAUGUAUUUGAGGAAGGACUUGGGAAAGCUAAAGGCCCACCAGCGUCAUUGCAUCUGAAGGAAGGUGCUCGACCAAAGUUCUGCAAGGCACGCAACGUUCCUUUUGCUCUACGUCCUGCAGUUGAGGAGGAACUAAAACGGAUGCAGGAAUAUGACAUCAUAUACCCUGUAGAUUACAGUGAAUGGGCAACCCCAUUAGUAUGCAUACCGAAGGCCGAUGGACGGGUACGCCUAUGUGGAGAUUACAAGGUGACCGUGAAUCAGCAGAUUCAUUGUGAUCAGUACGCCAUUCCUACUACAGAACAAGUAUUUUCAAACUUGGUUGGAGGAAAGAAGUUCUCUAAGAUUGAUCUUAAAUGUGCAUACCAGCAAAUGAUGUUGGACGAAGCUUUACAGGAACUGGUGACGAUCAACACCCACCGAGGUCUCUUCCGCUACACCAGGCUGCCAUUUGGUAUUUCAUCUAGCCCAACUAUUUGGCAGAAAUUCAUAGAGCAGGUCAUAUCUGGACUGGAUUGUACUUGCGCUAUCAUGGACGAUGUGCUCGUGACAGGAAACACAGACCAAGAGCACAUGAGAAAUCUGAAGUAA